CUGAAGGUGUCGCCUCUAAUGUCCUGCUUGUCGCUGUCCACAGCUCGUGGUGCUGAAAUUCAAAAGGACAGACCUGCCGCAGGUGUCACCCUCUCAUUACACGGUUAAAUGGGUCAGCUCAUGCUCAUGGCCCAUGUGACGUGAUCCAGGUGGCCGAGAGCAGAUCGAUCUGAAAGGGUUUUUUGAUUUGUCUUCCUAAGCCUCGGCUGUCUUUGUUAUUCUGUCUGUUAGGCAACAGGUCUGAACGGAGCGGGUGGAGUCGGACUGCGACCCAGACUGACUAAAUGAAAAUGCUUCUGACUUUACAGCUUCUAUGAGGUCAGGUUUGGGCAUCAAUUUAAAUGUGUUGUCAGCUGCCUGAAUCCCGUUUCCGUGAAACAUGGCGGAUUCGCUCAGCGAAGGAAGCGGUUCCGUAUGGCAAGCCAGAACCGCCGAAAUACGUCACUUUCCCAACCCGUAUAGUUAAGAGGUGGCGAAAAAAACGCCGUUUGAUAUGUCAAGACAUAGUUCCGAUAAAUACGCGUGCAAAAUCUGUCACAGCGACUUUGACCUGGAGCGCCGCAUUCCCAAAGAGCUCGGCUGCUCCCACACAUUCUGUCAGGAGUGGCUGGAAGUUCUGCGCUCCCGAGAAGGUGGAGGAUGGAGAGUUGGCUGCCCGGUGUGUCGUCACCGAACUCCGGUACCAGAAUACAAGGUCACAAACCUCCCCAAUAACACCGCUCUAGCCGAACUGCUGCUAAUUAAAGCGCAGCAGCAAAGAAACUUUACAAAAACAAACAGGUGGCGCAAUCGGCUGCUUCCGUUACCUCCCAGCAGAGCUGUGAGAACUGCAAACAGAUCGCGUUCACUACAGGCUGCGCGUGCGCCAUGUUCUCCUUCCUCGCCAUGGUGGUGCUUUUGUUUGUGGCCCUCAUCUUUUGGCGCAAUCUGUCUGUUCACCGCCAGCGUCCUUGCCCCCUUUUCUCUCAUUCUAACUUGGUUAAUGUGCAUGCUGGAGUAUCGACCAGAAACUCCAGAUCUGAGCUCCACCACAUCUAACAGGAUCUAUGAUGUCUUGGUAGGCCAGGAGGCUUGCUUACGAGGACGUUGUCCUUCCUUGGUCAAAGAAAACGGUUAA
Messenger RNA from Nothobranchius furzeri (turquoise killifish), 1117 nucleotides. NCBI's taxonomy places the organism in Eukaryota, Metazoa, Chordata, Actinopteri, Cyprinodontiformes, Nothobranchiidae. The record is from RefSeq and is a predicted model, not a curated record.